AUGGGCGAACAUAAUCUUCUUAAUCCCGGGUUUGUGGGACCUUUGGUAAACAUCCACACCGGAGACACGUUUUACUUUCCAAAUUUUAGAGCUUCUGGGGGACAGCUGGCGGGGCUACCGUCUCUUUCGUACCCGAGAAGGGACAAUGUUUGCUCCCUCCCGUGGAAUCCUUCGGAGCCGUGCAAUGGAUACUCCCAAUCCUACUUUAGCAGCCAGGUUUCUAUUAACCCCUCUUUCAAUCGCUCUUGUGAAAUUAGCAGACCAGACGAGGGCAAGUGUUAUUACAGCAACAACAGCGGCAGCAGGGAGACCUGCUCAGGUGGCAGCAGCCUCAAGCGCGAGGACAGGGUGAGAGACUCUUCAUCCCUCUCUGACCACGGGAUGCACGCAGGGAUUGGUACCGCAGUUCCCUUUUCCAAAUAUGAUUACGGAAGCGAGCAGCUCACACAAGACCCGCCAUCCUGUCAGUCACUGGAGUCCGACUCCAGCUCGUCUCUGCUCAAUGAGAGCAGCAAGCCUUCCUCCAGCGACACACAGACCCUGGUGUCACCGGGAAGCCAUUCGGGCACCAUAACCACUGGCACAGGAGGUGCUCCGUGGUACCCGAUGCACACCCGGACCAGAAAGAAGCGUAAGCCCUACUCCAAGCUGCAACUGGCCGAGCUUGAAGGUGAAUUCAUGUUGAAUGAGUUCAUCACGAGACAGCGGCGGAGGGAGCUGUCAGACCGUCUGAGUCUCAGCGACCAACAAGUCAAGAUUUGGUUCCAAAACCGCCGGAUGAAGAAAAAGAGACUCAUGUUGAGAGAGCAAGCUUUGGCCUACUUUUAG
Messenger RNA from Knipowitschia caucasica, 828 nucleotides. The record is from the annotation of a GenBank genome assembly. NCBI's taxonomy places the organism in Eukaryota, Metazoa, Chordata, Actinopteri, Gobiiformes, Gobiidae.